AUGAGCUGGAAAGGGUUUACCAAGCAGGUGGCACGCGCUCCGCAGACAGUCAAGCAGAAAUUCAACCUUGGAGACAUCUCCAAGGAUCCAGUCUACAUCGAUGCCGAGCGACGCUUCCAAGAGCUGGAAAGAGAGACCAAGAAGCUCCACGACGAGUCGAAAAAGUACUUUGAUGCUAUCAACAACAUGCUCAACCACCAGAUAGAGUUCAGCAAAGCAUGCGCUGAAAUAUACAGACCUAUUUCAGGUCGCGUAUCCGACCCGGACUCUUUCGUACAAGAAGGCAACCCUGAGGGUAUAAGAGCGUGUGAAGAGUAUGAAGAGAUUGUCAGAGAACUCCAAGGCACGCUUGCUCCAGAGCUCGAGAUGAUUGAGUCACGUGUUAUCAAACCCGCCGACGAGCUGCUCGAGAUUAUUAAGCAGGUGCGCAAGAUAGCGACCAAGCGCGACCACAAGCAGCUCGACUACGAUCGUCAUCGAGCAACUUUGAAGAAGCUACAGGACAAGAAAGACAAGACUCUAAAGGACGAGAAGGCGCUAUACAAGGCUGAGAACGACGUUGAGGUAGCCACGCAGGAUUACAAUUACUUCAACGAGCUGCUCAAGUCAGAAUUGCCAAAGCUCUUCCAACUGGAGCGUGAGUUCAUCAAGCCUCUGUUCCAGAGCUUCUACUAUAUGCAGCUCAACGUGUUCUACACAUUGCACGAGCGCAUGCAGAACAUCGACAUUGGCUACUUUGACCUGACCCUGGACAUCGAAGCGGCCUUCGAGAAAAAGAGGGGCAACAUACAAGAGCAGGCCGAGGCUCUUGCCAUCACAAAGUUCAAGACCACCGGCGGUCGACUGAAGGGGCAGAGCAAAUAUGCCUCAAAACCUCUAGCCAUUGAAGCCGGCUCUUCGACGACCACUGCGGGAAGAAGUAAAUACGAGGCCAUUUACGGAAAGCUACCGUCAUCUUCGACUUCGACGCCUUCCACCCCAGCCAUCACACAGCAUGGCGAAGAGGGUGACCCGAAUCCCCCACCUCCUUACAGCCCGGUGAGCCCAGCCUCCGCCAGCCUAGCGGCUGCAGCACACAAGAAGGGCCCAGCUCCACCGCCUCCAAAACCAAAGCCGGCACGGCUUAGUGGUCAUCAUGUCGAGACCGUGACAGCUCUGUACGACUACGAAGCUCAAGCCGACGGCGACCUUAGCUUCACCACUGGUGACGUCAUCGAGAUCGUCAGCCGGACAGCAAACACGAAUGAAUGGUGGACGGGCAGGAUUGGUAACCGGCAAGGACAAUUUCCAGGCAAUUACGUGCAGCUGAAUGGCUAG
This is a messenger RNA of Verruconis gallopava, 1317 nucleotides long. RefSeq lists its product as uncharacterized. Bases 1 to 1317 code for a protein of 438 amino acids. Gene Ontology annotation, molecular function: lipid binding; protein binding. The transcript has 7 exons. The record is from RefSeq and is a predicted model, not a curated record. Gene Ontology annotation, biological process: endocytosis; plasma membrane tubulation; actin cortical patch localization. Lineage: Eukaryota; Fungi; Ascomycota; Dothideomycetes; Venturiales; Sympoventuriaceae. Gene Ontology annotation, cellular component: mating projection tip; medial cortex; Rvs161p-Rvs167p complex.